Pararge aegeria (speckled wood butterfly) is the source of this 627-nucleotide messenger RNA. RefSeq lists its product as uncharacterized. The coding region runs from base 1 to 627 and encodes 208 amino acids. The transcript has 3 exons. The record is from RefSeq and is a predicted model, not a curated record. Lineage: Eukaryota; Metazoa; Arthropoda; Insecta; Lepidoptera; Nymphalidae.
AUGAACGCUAAAAUGUAUCACAUUCUAACGAUCCUCUACUUUUUAACAUUAUCAGCGGCUAUCUCGGGAAAGCCUACACAAAAUGCUAUAGAAGAUGUUUACCAACGCUACGCAUACAACCACGCAAUUGAUACGUCCUAUAAUGGAGACAAAGAACAGUUUGGAUACAGAGAAGACCAGCUGAAUGCAGCCUACCCUUCUCAGUUGGAGCCACAUGGAAAUUUACGAGUAGUGGAGUAUGCUACUGACGACUUCAGCAGCGGAUUCAAUGCAAUUGUCCAAAAAUUGGCAGCAAGUUUAUCGGAAGCUUCGCCUCUUUUUGGCCCUUUACCUCUACCCCUACCCCCUGUUAACCCUUCGAUAGACCCACUGAAUUACGGGUUUGGAACCGAAGCUUUGCCGGAAGGCCUUCCAAAGGUUACAGUGACUGGUCGCAGUAUUCCAUGGGAUCCUAAGACGCAUUCAUUCGGUGGCUGGGUUCCCCUCAACGGGCCUGGACGUCAAGCACCCAUGGCGAGAAUCGUGACCAGAAAGUAUGUGAACGGACAACUGUAUAAAGUGAGGUCAAAGCCAAUCUCCUUAGUGGGCAAAACAAUCAUCAUCAAGAGAAAACCUGAUUUAGAUUAA